This is a messenger RNA of Vidua macroura (Pin-tailed whydah), 1045 nucleotides long. RefSeq names its product mitochondrial ribosomal protein L18 (gene MRPL18). NCBI's taxonomy places the organism in Eukaryota, Metazoa, Chordata, Aves, Passeriformes, Viduidae. The record is from RefSeq and is a predicted model, not a curated record. Gene Ontology annotation, molecular function: 5S rRNA binding; structural constituent of ribosome. The transcript has 3 exons. Gene Ontology annotation, cellular component: mitochondrion; ribosome. Gene Ontology annotation, biological process: translation. Bases 115 to 657 code for a protein of 180 amino acids.
UCCCGCGGCCGCUUCCGCGGGAAGCGCCGCCCCUCGCGCAUGGCGGCGCCGGGGUGUCCCUGAGCGGAGGGAGGGGAGUGGCGGCUGCCCGGGGCUGCAGCGGUCCUGCUCCCCAUGGCGCUGAGCAGCCGCCUGCUGCUGGCGGCCGGCGGGCUCCGUGCAGCGGGUCUUCGUUUUGCAUCAACUACAGCCAGUCUCAAAACUGAGACUGAAGUGGACACAAGUGAAAAUGAGGUAGUUGCCCCAAAUUUCACUAACAGAAAUCCUCGGAACUUGGAGCAGAUGGCCCUGGCUAGGAAGGAGCGUGGCUGGAAGACAACGUGGCCAAAGCGUGAGUUCUGGCACAGAUUACGGCUUCAGCGGACACAGCAUUACGUGGAAGCCUUUGUCGAGCGCUCCAACGGGGAUGUUGUGGUAUCUGCCUCUACCCGAGAGUGGGCCAUAAAGAGACACUUGUACAGUCCCAAGGGAGUAGCUGCAUGCAAAAACCUUGGCCGUGUAAUGGCACAGCGCUGUUUGGAAGCAGGAAUCAACUUUGUGAACUUUAAAGCCAUUAUCCCCUGGGAACACCAUUGUGACUCGGCAAGUACCCAUCUACUUAUUCCUUUGGCCCUUCUUUCCUUUUUAGGCAUUAAUUUUACUUCUCUUCACCUUUAAUUUUGUUACGUGGCUUGACAAUCCCUCCUUGCAACACUCAGAAAGGCUUUGACAAGCUGCAGUUCCUGGUAUUAGGCUUCCAUGAGGCUGUUAACCUCUGCCCCUCAUAUAACAUGUUCCCACUGAUAUUUAAGUCCUGCUGGCUUUCUUUUGUAUUUAUUUGUGUCUAUCUUUUAAACAAGAUUCAGGAAUUUGAGAAAGCUAUGGAGGAGGGUGGUGUUGUUCUACAUGAGCCACGAAGAAUCUACCAGUAAAAUGGAGACCGUUGGGAAGACUUUCCAAGGAACAAGGAUCACUUCUUUGUUUGUGUACUGGCGCAGGGAAGGUCCAGAUCUGGAAAGAGUUGGAAUGUGUCAUCUUAUAAUAAAAUAUUUUCAAAUAGAUAGAA